Messenger RNA from Meloidogyne enterolobii, 402 nucleotides. The record is from the annotation of a GenBank genome assembly. Lineage: Eukaryota; Metazoa; Nematoda; Chromadorea; Rhabditida; Meloidogynidae.
AUGGAUCGAACAAUGAGUGAAGGAGAUGCUCCAUUUUCUCCUUUUUCUGUUUAUUUAUUUUUUCAAUUUUUCAGAAAAAUUCUUCGAGCACUCGGAAAAGCUUUCCACCCAGAAUGCUUUGUCUGCCCUACUUGUCAAAAAUCUUUGGAUGGAAUUCAAUUUACUGUGGAUUCAGAAAAUUCAGCUUAUUGUCUUGAUUGUUUCCAUGAAAGGUUUUCUCCAAGAUGUGCUUCUUGCCUUAAAGUGAUUUUUUAAUUUAAACUAUUUGGGGUAAAAUUAACGAAUUUUGAUAAGUUGCGUGUUGGUAUAGUGGUUAGCGUGCUGGACUUUUUUCUUGUGUAUAGGAAAUAGGGUAAAAGGUUCGAUUCCGUUCCACUCCCAAACAUUUUUAAACAAUUAUUU